AUGUCGCACUGCCUCCGCGCCUCACUCGUCCUCGUGCCGCCGUCGCCCUUCCUCUUCUCCCACUGCCCAUCUUCGCGCCGGCGACGGCGCCCGCGCGGCCGCAGCCUCCACCUGACCUCGCGCCCCCUCUUCACCCUCGCCCGCUUCGACCCGCCGCCGCUGUUCCGCCUCAAGGUCUCCGACUCCAGCGAUCCCCCCGCCGAGGCCGCCCACGCCCACCGCAGCAACCACCGCGCCCACGCCCACCACAGCUCCGCGCCGUCGCUGCUCCCGGUGCCGCGGGCCCUGAUCGGCUCGCUCGCGCCGGUAUGGCGGGAGGGGCUCUUCCUCGUGCGCUGCUCCGUCUUCGCCGCCGUGGUCUCCGUCGCCGCCGCGCUCUCCUGGGUCGCGCAGCUCCGGGCCCGUUCCUUCGUCGAGGCCCGCCUCCUGCCCGCGGCAUGCGCCGCGCUCAGCGAGUACCUCCAGCGGGAGGUCCGCCUCGGCAAGGUGCGCAGCGUCUCGCCGCUCGGGAUCACGCUGCAGACCUGCUCCAUCGGCCCGCACGCGGAGGAGUUCUCCUGCGCCGAGGUGCCCGUCAUGAAGAUUAGGGUACGCCCCUUCGCCAGCAUCAGGAGGGGAAGGGUCGUCGUGGACGCCGUGCUGUCCGAGCCCUCCGCGCUGGUGGCACAGAAGAAGGAUUUCUCGUGGCUCGGGAUCCCCCCACCCUCCGAGGGCACGGUCAAGAGGCACUACGGGGAGGAGGGCAUAGACUACCGCACCAAGACGAGGAGGCUUGCCAGGGAGAAGGCCGCGGAGCAAUGGAACGAGGAGAGGGAUCAAGCCGCAAGGGAAGCCGCUGAAAAGGGAUACACCAUUCCUAGUGGCCAAUCGGUUUCUCUGCCCACUAAUGAGAUUCUGGAGGUUGAUGGGACUACCGAGAUUGGGAAGUCCAGUCCACCCGUGUGCGCCGAUGAAAUGCAUAAGAAGGAUCAUCACUUGGCAACAGGCAUCGACUCUGGUUCAAAGCAUGGAGAUUUGGAGAAGUCUUUUGGCUUCAAAUCACGCAUUCCUGGGAUUAACCUCUGGUCUAGGGUGAUUUCAAGCUCUAGUAGGCUCAGGUACAGGAGGAAGGCUCUCAGUAAGGUUAUUCCAGAUGUUGAUAAUUCUUCUCAGCAAAGGAUUCUUAGACGCAGUGCAGACGCUGCUGUAGCAUAUUUUCAGAACAAAGGUCGCAUUAAUAUUGAUGAUUCAUCCCCUGAACCAGGAAAAGGCUCAUCGGAUGAUGGUCAUGCCAAUGUUGGUGGCAGUGGAAUCACUUCAAAUGAUGAAACUGUCAGCAACUCUAAGACUGCAUCAGCCAGUUUGGCUGAAUCCCCAUCGCAUAAUCAACUAUCUAGUCAGUGCAGUUCAAGUAAUUUGGACAACUUGUUACUAUGGCACAAUUUGGAAGAUCUGCAGAUCGGUCAGGCCAAGAAUCCUUCUGAAAAUAAACUUGUUCCACAGCAAGAGAUUAUUUUUGGGGAUUUCGGUUCAUGCACGCAUGCUCACAACUGGGUGCCAUUUUGGCCGUUCCAAUUAAAGAGUUUUCCUGUCAGUUUUAAUGGACCUUGUGCAUCUCUGGAUCUUAAAAUUGAGAAAUUGAAGUCACAAUUUGCUAUUGGUCCUGGAGAUUUCUCUGCUGAACUUACAGAAGGGGCUAGUCAGAUCCAUCCUGGUGGCGCUCAGAAUGCACUUCUAAUCACCCUUGAUUCUGUCUAUUUCAAUGGAGGUAACUUGAUGCUUCUGGGAUAUGGUGAUCAAGAACCCAGAGAAAUGAAGCAUGCUAGUGGACAUGUCAAGUUCAAAAACAAUUAUAAUCGUGUACACGUGCAUGUAACUGGGAAUUGCAUGGAGUGGAGGCAAGACCGAUCUUCUCAAGGAGGGGGUUAUCUUUCUACAGAUGUAUUUGUUGACAUAGCUGAGGAAACAUGGCAUGCUAAUCUCAAUGUAGUCGAUGCAUUUGCUCCGCUGUUUGAAAGAAUUUUAGAAAUACCUAUUGUUUGGCACAAAGGAAGAGCUACCGGUGAGGUGCAUAUUUGUAUGUCAAAGGGUGACAGUUUUCCAAGCAUUCAUGGUCAGCUUGAUGUGAAAGGUCUAGCUUUUCAGAUAUUGGAUGCCCCAUCAUCAUUUUCUGAUAUAGUGGCAAAAUUAUCAUUUCGUGGUCAAAGAGUAUUUCUGCACAAUGCAAGUGGGUGGUUUGGUGAUGCUCCAGUUGAAGCUUCUGGAGAUUUGGGACUAAAUCCUGAGGAUGGAGAGUUUCAUCUAAUGUGCCAGGUUCCAUCCGUUGAAGUUAAUGCACUUAUGAGGACAAUGAAAAUGAAACCUCUUAUGUUCCCGUUGGCCGGUUCUGUUACUGCUGUAUUUAACUGUCAAGGACCCCUUGAUGCUCCUGUUUUUGUUGGAAGUGGGAUUGUCUCAAGGAAGUUUUUUCAGUAUCUGGUUGCUGAUUUAUAUGGUAUUAGAGCAUGCCUAUUGGAUGGCGGAGAAAUUCGAGGGGCUGGUAAUGCAUGGAUUUGCCCAGAGGGGGAAGGUGAUGAUUCUGCUAUGGAUAUUAAUUUGUCUGGGACCAUUCUACUUGAUAAAGUAUUGCAUCGUUACAUUCCUGGAGGAAUCCAGCUGAUUCCACUCAAGAUUGGAGAGCUCAAUGGAGAGACUAGACUUUCUGGUUCCCUUAUUAGACCGAAGUUUGAUAUCAAAUGGGCUGCACCCAAUGCUGAAGAUUCUUUUUCAGAUGCACGUGGCAAUAUUGUUAUUGCACAUGAUUACAUUAUGGUCAACUCUUCAUCAGUCUCCUUCGAUUUAAAUACCCGAGUUCAAACAUCAUAUAUUGAUGACUACUUGUUGAACAAGGAGACUUAUCAAAUGAAAAAAAUCAUGCCACUAAUUGUGGAGGGUGUUGAUUUGGAUUUACGUAUGAGAGGCUUUGAGUUUGCUCAUAUAGCCUCCUCAAUACCUUUUGAUUCACCACGACCAUUACAUUUGAAAGCAUCUGGAAGGGUCAAAUUUCAAGGAAAAAUCAUGAAAUCUAUCAAUAUAGCUGAUGGCAAUAUCAAUGGUGUUCUUCAAAGUAACAUUGACCAAAAUAAGCUUGAGACCAAUGUUUCAAAGCUUGUAGGCGACAUAUCUCUUUCUGGAAUUAAACUCAACCAGCUCAUGCUAGCGCCACAAUCUACUGGUUUCCUUUCCAUAUCACGGGAUUCUAUGAUGUUGAAUGCUACUGGCAGGCCUGAUGAAAAUUUUUCCAUAGAAGUGAAUGGACCAUUGCUUUUCACUUCAAACGAGGAUAUUCAAGAUGUAAGGCUUCUGUCAAUUUUCCUCCAAAAGGGCCAGCUGAGAUCUAAUAUCUGUUAUCAUCCUCAGAAUUUGACCAGUGUAGAGGUUCGGAAUUUGACACUUGAUGAGCUGGAGUUUGCUUCAUUGCGCGGAUUUGUUCAGAAGGCAGAACUUCAGCUUAAUUUUCAGAAAAGAAGAGGUCAUGGUUUGCUGUCAAUAAUCCGUCCCAAAUUUAGUGGCGUGCUUGGUGAAGCACUUGAUAUAGCUGCUCGAUGGAGUGGUGAUGUUAUUACUAUGGAAAAAUCUAUCCUGGAGCAAGCUAAUAGCAAGUAUGAGGUUCAAGGGGAGUAUGUUUUUCCUGGAACACGUGAUAGAUUUCCUGUGGAAAGUCAGAGUAAUGGGUUCAUAGAGAAAGCAAUGGGAGGGCAUCUUGGUAGCAUAAUGUCUUCGAUGGGCAGGUGGAGGAUGCGACUAGAGGUUCCUGGUGCUGAAGUAGCUGAAAUGCUUCCUUUAGCAAGGCUUCUUUCACGGAGUACAGACCCAGUUAUUCGAUCGAGAUCAAAGGAACUUUUUAUGCAAUGUCUGCAUUCUGUUGGGUUCAAUGCUGAAAGUCUUCAUGAUCAGCUAAAGGCAUUAGAAAUGUAUCAUGAUUGGUUGGAUGAUGACACAAUGGAAGAUAUAACGCUUCCUGGCUUAGCUGAACUAAGAGGCUAUUGGCGUGGCUCUCUUGAUGCUAGUGGAGGUGGUAAUGGGGAUACGAUGGCAGAUUUUGAUUUCAAUGGUGAAGAUUGGGAAUGGGGAACUUACAAGACACAGCGUGUUCUCGCAUCUGGUUCAUUCAGCAAUAAUGAUGGUCUGCGACUAGAUAAAUUAUUUAUUCAGAAAGAUAAUGCCACCCUUCAUGCUGAUGGGUCGAUUCUUGGGCCGCUUACAAAUCUUCACUUUGCUGUGCUUAACUUCCCAGUUGGCCUUAUACCAGCUUUAGUUCAGGCUAUAGAAUCAUCAACCACAGACUCAAUUCAUUUUCUGAGGCAAUGGUUGACUCCCAUCAAAGGUAUUUUGCACAUGGAGGGAGACUUGAGAGGUACUCUGGCAAAACCAGAAUGUGAUGUUCAAAUAAGGCUGCUUGAUGGCACUAUUGGAGGCAUCGAUCUUGGAAGAGCAGAAGUAUUAGCUUCUGUUACCCAUAUGAGCCGUUUCGUAUUUGAUGCAAAUUUCGAACCGAUAAUACAAAGUGGACAUGUAAACAUUCAAGGUAGUAUCCCAGUCACUUAUGUAGACAACAGCUCGAUAGAGGAAAGUCCAGAAGAGGCAGAUGGGAAACAAGGUAUCAUAAGAAUCCCUGUUUGGGCAAGAGACAGAGGAUCAUCGAAUGAGAUCAGUGAAGCAAGAAUUGUGAGAGACAAGACGGAGGAGGGCUGGGAAUUUCAAUUAGCUGAAAAACUUAAAGGUUUAAGUUAUAACAUGCUAGAACCAGGUGAAGUGAGGAUAGAUGCAGAUAUAAAGGAUGGGGGUAUGAUGUUGAUAACUGCAUUGAGUCCUUAUGCAAACUGGCUUCAAGGCUAUGCUGAUGUUCUCCUCCAGGUUAAAGGCACUGUUGAUCAGCCUGUUGUUGAUGGGUCAGCAACGUUUAACCGAGCAAUUGUGAAUUCUCCCUUUCUUCGGACACCAUUGACGAAUUUUGCGGGUACAAUUCAAGUCAUAUCCAACAGGCUAUGCAUCAGUUCAAUGGAAAGCAGGGUUGGGAGGAAAGGGAGAUUGUCAAUGAAAGGGACCCUGCCUCUUAAAAAUAGCAAGCCAUCUGCCAACGAUAAGAUUGAUUUGAAAUGUGAAGUUCUGGACAUACGAGCAAAAAAUAUUUUGAGUGGCCAAGUAGACAGUCAGCUGCAAGUUACAGGCUCAAUUUUGCGACCAGAUCUUUCUGGGAUGAUCCGGUUGAGUCAUGGUGAAGCAUAUUUGCCUCAUGAUAAAGGCAAUGGUGCUGCCGUCACUAGGUUGACUUCAAACAAGUCGAGUUAUCUUCUUUCUGGUUUUGACCAAUCAACCACUUCGCAGGACGUCUCACGAAUUCUGGGGUCACUGUCAACAUCUGCAGACAGAGAUCAAUCAGACACAGAAAAGACACUUGAGCAUGGAAGUUUUAAGCCAAACAUUGAUGCACGGUUAAAUGAUCUGAAGCUCACCUUGGGACCAGAACUAAGGAUUGUUUAUCCUUUAAUUCUGAAUUUUGCCGGCAGUGGUGACCUAGAGCUUAAUGGGAUGGUUCAUCCAAAGUAUAUAAGACCUAAGGGCGUCUUAACAUUUGAAAAUGGUGAGGUCAACCUGGUAGCAACGCAAGUUAGACUUAAAAAUGAUCAUUUAAAUGCAGCAAAAUUUGAACCUGAUCUUGGUUUGGAUCCUGUUCUUGAUCUCGUUCUUGUUGGAUCUGAAUGGCAAUUCAAAAUCCAAAGUCGAGCAAGCAUGUGGCAAGACAAUCUGGUGGUAACCUCAACACGCUCUGUGGACCAGAAUGUUCUGUCACCUAGUGAGGCUGCAAAGGUUUUCGAAUCACAGCUUGCAGAAUCAUUAUUAGAAGGUGACGGACAGCUUGCAUUCAAGAAGCUUGCAACUGCAACGCUGGAAACUUUGAUGCCAAGGAUUGAAGGCAAGGGAGAGUUUGGACAGGCACGGUGGCGACUGGUUUAUGCUCCGCAGAUCCCAAGUUUACUCUCUGUGGAUCCAACAGUUGAUCCACUAAAAUCUCUGGCAAAAAAUAUCUCUUUUGCCACGGAGGUUGAAGUGCAGCUCGGAAAACGCCUUCAGGCCUCUGUCGUCAGGCAAAUGAAAGAUUCAGAAAUGGCGAUGCAGUGGACGCUGAUAUAUCAGCUAACUAGUAGGCUCCGUGUUCUCUUCCAGUCUACCCCAUCCAAUAGGCUUCUCUUCGAGUACUCAGCAACAUCGCAGGAUUGA
Molecule: messenger RNA, 6240 nt
Organism: Miscanthus lutarioriparius
Lineage: Eukaryota; Viridiplantae; Streptophyta; Magnoliopsida; Poales; Poaceae
Source: the annotation of a GenBank genome assembly